ACUCAGACCCAGCGGAGGUGGAGGACGUGGUUUCCCCGGAGCCGGCCGCCCAAUCGCAGGCGGGAAGAUGAAGGUUCUGUGGGCCGUGCUGCUGGUCACCUUCCUGGCAGGAGGCCGGGCCGACGUGGAGCCGGAGCUGGAGACCGAGCUGCGGAAGCCGGCCGAGUGGCAGAGCGGCCAGCCCUGGGAGGCGGCGCUGGGCCGCCUCUGGGAUUACCUGCGCUGGGUGCAGACGCUGUCUGAUGAGGUGCAGGAGGAGCUGCUCAGCUCCCAGGUCACCCAGGAGCUGACGUGAGUG
Messenger RNA from Carlito syrichta (Philippine tarsier), 298 nucleotides. RefSeq names its product apolipoprotein E (gene APOE). The record is from RefSeq and is a predicted model, not a curated record. The coding region runs from base 68 to 295 and encodes 75 amino acids. Lineage: Eukaryota; Metazoa; Chordata; Mammalia; Primates; Tarsiidae. The transcript has 3 exons.